Molecule: messenger RNA, 156 nt
Organism: Racocetra fulgida
Lineage: Eukaryota; Fungi; Glomeromycota; Glomeromycetes; Diversisporales; Gigasporaceae
Source: the annotation of a GenBank genome assembly
AUGUACCUCUAUGUCGAUAUACAUUCUGAUUGGUUUCCUUUUCGGUCUACCCUGACCGAAGUCCAGGAACGCUGUGGUGAAGUCAAAGAACUGAGAAAUGCUUAUUGUGAUAUUUCGUUAGGUGGUGAUAAGCCUAGAAACAUUUAUGUUUGCUAG